AGCCAAUCUGCUAAUGGAAGAAAGCCAAAAGAACGGUUGACUGUGGACGCUUAUUUCAAGUUUUUUGUUUAUUGAAUAUCAAUAUCAAUUUCCUUGUUGAAUUUUUGAAUGUAUUCUGUUAUCCUAAAUUCCUUUCACGUGUAUGACUAAAUUGUAUUUUGGUGAGGUUGGCCGCGCUGCUCAACUAAGGGAUAAAGCUUAAAGAACGACGUUGACUGUGUACGAUUAUUUCAAACAUCUAGUAAGUAAACUUACGUUUAAUUUUGCCUAAAAGUUUUAAAGUAAUUGCCCCAUAUAGGACUAAAUGAGAAGACAAAUUCUCAAAUAGGACUAUGUAUGUUUCCCCCCAAAUAGGAUUGAUUUACUCCUAUUUUAAAACAUCUGUAUAUUUCAUUCCAUUAUUACCCCCCUUAUCCCUUUACGCACAUCUCCCCUCCCCUGCGCACAACCGUUUCCCCUUCUCCCCUGUGCAUGUCUUCUCUUUCUUCCAUGCACAUCAUGGAUCGGCUUCACCCAGGCCAUCGCCGCCGCCGUCGACUUCACCCUGCGCACCAGAUCGAUCGAGUUCCUCUCACGCCGCCGAUUUUGCCGCUGCCAUUAAGCAUAUAAAUAAUGAUUUGAGUGGGUUGAAGCUGCAUUGAAAAACUGUCUUCUCAAGGACGUGCAGGUUGAGAUGUAACUGAUCUACUAUUGCAUUUCGAAUGGCAUUAAGGAGUUGCCACGUGGUUGGGUGGAUUGGUGGAUGAGUCGUGAAGUUAGUGCGCAGCAUUUGCCGCAAUGGAAUCAGGCAGGAACAAGUUUUCCCAGCUGAUUCCAUUGUUA
Molecule: messenger RNA, 822 nt
Organism: Cuscuta europaea
Lineage: Eukaryota; Viridiplantae; Streptophyta; Magnoliopsida; Solanales; Convolvulaceae
Source: the annotation of a GenBank genome assembly